AUGAUACCAGGUGCUAUCAACUUACCAGCUGACUCUUUAUCUCUUACGCUGCCUAGCCUUUUACCCUCACUUAACCACGGUCGUGGUCCGAGAGCAGCUGGCUGGUUUGCAGAGACAUUGAAUGAAUACUUGAACACCGAUGAAGGCUUGCGCGAUUGUGUGUACGCUUUAACAGGCGGUAUUAAAGCUUGGAAGGAGAAGUUUGGUAGUUGUUCACUAGAAGAUCGCGGUAAACGUUGGGAUGACAAGUCAUGGUCGACAAUUGAAUUGUAA
Wallemia mellicola CBS 633.66 is the source of this 273-nucleotide messenger RNA. RefSeq lists its product as hypothetical. The record is from RefSeq and is a predicted model, not a curated record. The transcript is spliced from 2 exons. Bases 1 to 273 code for a protein of 90 amino acids. NCBI's taxonomy places the organism in Eukaryota, Fungi, Basidiomycota, Wallemiomycetes, Wallemiales, Wallemiaceae.